Syngnathus typhle (broad-nosed pipefish) is the source of this 2888-nucleotide messenger RNA. RefSeq names its product guanine nucleotide binding protein (G protein), alpha inhibiting activity polypeptide 3 (gene gnai3). Gene Ontology annotation, cellular component: heterotrimeric G-protein complex. The record is from RefSeq and is a predicted model, not a curated record. Gene Ontology annotation, molecular function: G protein-coupled receptor binding; GTP binding; GTPase activity. The coding region runs from base 517 to 1599 and encodes 360 amino acids. Gene Ontology annotation, biological process: adenylate cyclase-modulating G protein-coupled receptor signaling pathway. NCBI's taxonomy places the organism in Eukaryota, Metazoa, Chordata, Actinopteri, Syngnathiformes, Syngnathidae. The transcript has 9 exons.
UAGACCGGACAGUCAGGCAGUGCUGUUUGCUUUGAACUAUUUACCCUACAUUUCCCAUCAAGCCGAUAGGGAGGGCCCGUUUUUUUCCCCUUUUUUUCGACUUUCGGAUUACAUCUGGAUCUGCUGGAAGAGGGCGCGACUGCGCAGCAGCAGCCACUGUUACUCUCAAGGCGAAAGUACGCUCUUUUUUGAAUCCUUAUUCAUUCCAAAAGCGUUUGUAAAUAUUUUAGAGUUUGUGAUCAGAAUUGCAGACAAAAAAAAAACUUGCUCGGCACUGUUAGAAAUUGCUCGUCGUUAUUCCAAAUAUUUUUGAAAAACACCCCAUUAGAACACGUUUCCCCUUUCUCUUGGGGGACACUUGAGGCUGACACGGUUGGAGUUGAGCAUCAGACUAAAGCUUGAACAGCGCACCAACGCCUCUCUGGACUUCACACAGUUCGGCGUCUUUCCACACGACCCAUGAGCCGCUGAAAAAAAGCCCAAAACGACGAUAUCGGGUAAAGUUUGGAAGUCACAAUGGGCUGUACCAUCAGCGCCGAAGACAAAGCUGCGAUGGAGAGGAGCAAGAUGAUCGAUAAAAACCUGCGAGAUGACAGGGAGAAGUUGUUGAGAGAAGUGAAGUUUCUUUUGCUCGGUGCUGGUGAAUCAGGGAAAAGCACACUAGUCAAGCAGAUGAAGAUCAUUCACGAAGAUGGCUACUCAGAGGAGGAAUGCAGUCAGUACAAAGUUGUGGUGUACAGCAACACGAUCCAGUCCAUCAUGGCCAUCAUCCGGGCAAUGGGGCGCUUAAAGAUAGACUUUGGCGAUGAGUCCCGGGCGGACGAUGCCCGACAGCUGUUUGCGCUCGCCAGCUCGGCGGAGGAGGGAGUCAUGUCGGCGGAGCUCAGCGGCGUGAUCCGGCGGCUGUGGGGCGACAGCGGCGUUCGCGCCUGCUUCGACCGAUCGCGAGAGUAUCAGCUUAACGACUCCGCUGCAUACUACCUGAACGAUUUUGAUAGGCUCUGUCAGCCUAACUACAUCCCAACCCAGCAGGAUGUGCUGCGGACGCGCGUUAAGACCACAGGGAUCGUGGAAACUCACUUCACCUUUAAAGAUCUCUACUUUAAGAUGUUUGAUGUGGGAGGUCAGCGCUCGGAGAGGAAGAAGUGGAUUCAUUGCUUUGAGGAAGUCACAGCCAUCAUUUUUUGUGUUGCUCUCAAUGACUACGAUCUGGUCUUGGCUGAGGAUGAGGAGAUGAACCGCAUGCACGAAAGCAUGAAGCUGUUUGACUCUAUCUGCAACAACAAAUGGUUCACAGACACCUCCAUCAUCCUCUUCCUCAACAAGAAGGACCUGUUUGAACAGAAGAUCAGCAAGAGUCCACUCACAAUCUGCUACCCGGAGUACACAGGUGUCACAAGGGGGACUCUGGUCAACUUGGCUGCUAUGCGUUAUCUUCAAGAGUCUCGGCUGAGUCUCUGCUUGAAUGAAGAGAUUGGUAAGAGCGGCCAGCGACGCAAUCCCUGUGAGUUUUUGUGGGUCUUUGCAUCCAGCGCAGGUAAUGCCAGCUACAAUGCAACAGUAUGUCACUUUUUCACACUUAAACAGCUGAUGUGUUAAUUAUUUGGAUCAUAGAGCUGUUAUUUUGAAACUGGCUCACAGUAUUGCUUUGGAAUAUAUGAAUGCCAUAUGUUAUGUAGAGGACAUCUUUUUUCGCAUAGGUUCUGGGUUUACUUAGCAUUCAGUCUAACAUAUCCCACAGCGGCACAAUCGUUUUACUAUACUGAAUUACAUCACUGCACUUGCGUGCAUAAAGGGAGAUUAUGCAGUUUCUUGGCUAAUGAUUUUCACUUAGGAUGUUCGGCACUGAAGCCAUUUUCCCCCAAAAUGAUGUAAAAAGUGCAUUUUUGUUUCAUAGCUACCACCUCAAACUAAGGCAGCCUUUAUUAUUUCCCCCAUGUCCUGUUCAAAGAAGUCCUAUCAGUUAUUUUUCCCAUUUAGAAUUUGCAUAUCUUUUCUCUGCAUUUAUAUUGGCUCAUUUUAACAGCAUUAAUCGAGAGGGAAAAAAAGCUGCCCUCCCUUUGUUUUGUUUUAAAUGAAAACCUCCCACCAAACGGCCGAUGUCUACCUUGAAGACUUACUACGGUUACUUUCAAACAAAGCACUGAACGUUGCAAUGUAAAUGGGAAAUGGUAUUUAUAGGGACGCGUUUGAAGCAUAUUGACCCAAUGCCCGUGAAGUCCAAACGGCGUAAACGUCAACAACUGUAAAAACAGCAGCGAAUGGAAACUAAUACAUGUAAAUAGUGCUAAGACAACACAUAUGCACGUGAAUAAACAAUCAGGAAUGUGCUGACUGCAACAAAUAUCUUGAACUACUGUGUUGGGAACAAAUGAUACUUAAGAAAUCUUAUCCAUACCAGACGUUAGCCUAUCUAUAGUGCAUCUGACCGCAUUUACACCUUUGUUGCGAAUGUGCUUCGCUCAGCGGAUAGAAACGCUCCGCUUUCACCUUUUUUAAAUGACAGGGGCGGGUUGUUUCACUUUGCUUCAUUUGUUCCACUGAACAAAGAUAAUACAUGAAUGUUGAAUUGAAUAAAUAUGUUUCCUUUGAUGGCGUCUGUAGUCCACCGUAUUUUGUGGCUAUACGGUGGAAGGCUGAAUGUUGGCUAUAUAGUAUAAAGAUCUCAUUGUUUACAUACGUACGUACGUACGUACAUGUACAGCCCAAAUCGCUCCAAGAGUGUCAAUAAUGCUAAUUCCAGUGCAAUGUAGCCAAUGAAUGCUGACAGUAAAAACACAGUUCACAGAGAUGCGUGAUGCAGCUUUAAUUCAUGCCUCUACAUUUUAUAAGAAAGGACAAACUUUAAAUGUUCAUUCCCUUUUUAGUAAUAAAGCAACACCCUUCUA